UUCAGUUCUGCCAUAAGAGAUUGUCGUCCUUUCUCCUUUACCGCCCAUAAACCGAGGCCAAGGCCAUGUGGCCAUACUUUCUACCGGUGACGUGCCAUAAUCUAAAAUUUUGUUGAUAUUGUACAAUUUCUAAUCAAAUUGUAAGUUUGAUUGUCCCCUACUACUCUUUGUUGUCUCCUCUGGACUACUUUACUCUUUGCUAUAUACACCAUCAUACCAUAUUUUUGAACGAAUAUGUCAGGAUUGUCAAGUCAAGUGUAAUUAGUGCAACUCCCUGAUCAAGUUCGCCGAGGACCCUAGGACCCGUCCAAGCCUCGACCUCGAACUUCGAUGGUUCGAUUGUCCAAUAUCGUGUUAAAUGAUCUGCUUAGUAUUUCUAUAAAACAUGAGUGCUCACAGUAGAGCUUCAAACGCCUUUUGUGCGACAUGUCUAAGCCAGGAUAGACAAAUGUUUACGCUACCGUUGCAACACAUCAAACCCGUUUCAAUGUUUUAUAAAGAUUUGACGCUGACGGAAAAUGACAAGAUUUGCUGGGAGUGCAAGCAUUUUGUUGUGAAAAUGGUGAACUUUAAAGAUAGAGCCUUAAUAGCACAAAGCACUCUUGCUGCUAUGUUAAAUAAACAACCAACCUCUCUCCAAAGUCUAUCCAAGCUUACAAUAUCCAAUCGCAGCUACAUGGAAAUAACAAACCCACCCAAAAAAACAGAACUUACAGAAACAAACCUAGAUCCCCUUCUUAUAGAGAGAAUAAAAUCUGAGCCCGACUCGGAUUGUGGUGCACUAAGUGAAUGGAACAUGGAACUUGAAUCUAUGGAAACUGGCAAUGGUGAUGGGAAAGUCACAUUUGAGGUGACACAUGAAGUUAAUAAACCAACUGAAAGGCUUUUGAUUAAACUUGAACCUCUACCCGAUAGACAUGAAACCGCUGGAGUUUCUGACGCUAUUGUGUCACAAAAGGAACCCGUACCUGGAAGACAUGAAAUCGUUGGAGUUUGGGAAACUAUGUUAAAUCAUAAAUCUGUACCUCAAAGACAUGAAAACGCUGGAGUUUGUGACGCUAGUGUGUCCCAAAAGGAACCUGUACCGCGAAGACAUGAUAACGCUGGAGUUUCUGACGCUAGUGUUUCACAAAAGGAACCUGUACCUCGAAGACAUGAUAACACUGGAGUUUCUGACGCUAGUGUUUCACAAAAGGAACCUGUAACUCGAAGACAUGAAAUCCUUGGAGUUCUGGAAUCUAUGUUAAAUCAUAAAUCUGUACCUCAAAGACAUGAAAAUGCUGGAGUUUGGAGUGGUGUUGGAUUUGCGGACGCAACGCUAAUGUCACUCUUGAAUAGGAAGCACGUUUCAUACCCACCACCAAUAAGCGUGGAACCCCAACGAAAACUACCAAUGAUGGAAGUUCCUACGCUGAGAAUCCUACCAAAAAACCCUACGUCUGAGAAAGAUGUAGAAAAACACGCACUUGGAGAGACCUCGGAACAAGUAUCCGAUCCAUCAGCCCCUAGUUUUACAGAAGAGAGAUUGACAGAAGAGGAGAGACAGAGAUGGUGGGAGAGUAAAAGAGAUAAAGAGUUUUAUGCAAACAGUAUAGAAGUGUUUAAAUGUGCGAAAUGUGUGGAGCCGUUUUUCACAAGGAGGACGUUUUUGGGGCAUGAGAAGAUGCAUACUGAGAUGUAUGGCAAGAUGUCCUGCGACAUUUGCGAGCUGAGGUUCCACACCGAGCAAGCCCUGGCGACGCAUAAGGACACCCAUUAUAGACUGCUGAAGUGUACCCGAUGUGCCCACUCGUGGGACACGCCUAACUCCAUGCGUCGACACUGCGAUACUGAGCAUUCCGUACCUGUUACCCUCUGGAACUGCGACAUCUGUUCUCGCGAGUUCACUCGCUACGGGAAAUACUUGAAUCACAUCCGUGGUCACGGCUGCGAGGAAUGUCCUCAAUGCGGGAAGAAGAUCUUCGACAACCGCUUGAAGUACCACAUGCUCACACAUAAGAAUAUGGAGCGCCUGUUCAAGUGCUCCGAGUGUGGCAAGAGUUUCAAGUGUAAGCCAACCCUGACCACGCACGUCGCUCGAGUCCAUUCUAGUAAGGAUGAAGUGAUGUAUUGCGCGCAAUGUAACAAGCAUUUCAAAAACGCGUACUCGUACAACAGCCACAUGAAGUACUCCGGCGAACACGUGUCCAGCGAAACGCUCACGCAUAACUGCACGGAGUGCAGUCGAGUGUUCGCGACCGGGAGCCUGCUGCGAAAGCACACGGAGAGCGUGCACAGCGACGAACGGAAAUACGAGUGCCCGGUGUGUCACAUGAUGUUCAAGUCGUCGACGAACCGGACGCGGCACCGGCGACUAGCGCACGACAACUACGUCGCGCCCAAAGACAAGAUGUGCGACCACUGCGGGAAGGCCUUCAAGUCAAAAAACAUGCUCGCGGACCACAUCAACACACACACAGGCGCGCGUCCGUUCGUGUGCACGCUGUGCGGCGCGGACUUCGGGCACAAGAGCGCCCUCUACCUGCACGGCCGGUACAAGCACAAGAUACCGAAGAAAAAUAAGAGGAUCACUAUUAGGAAAGUUAAAGUGGAAACUGAAGAGAAGACUGAUAGUAGUUAAGUGUUUUUGGACAGUGUAUCUAUGUAAUAAAUAGGCUAGAUGACAUUUUUAGGGUUCCGUAGUCAACUAGGAACCCUUAUAGUUUCGCCAUGUCCGUCUGUCUGUCUGUCCGAGGCUUUGCUCCGUGGUCGUUAGUGCUAGAAAGGUGAAAUUUGGCAUGGAUAUAUAAAUCAGUAAAACCGACAGUCGUACAAUAAAAUCUAAAAAAAUAUUUUUUUUUAGGGUACCUCCCCUACACGUAAAGUGGGGGUGAAAUUUUUUUUUCGCUUCAACCCUAGAGUGUGGGGUAUCGUUGGAAAGGUCUUUCAAAACUAAUAGGGGUUUUUAAGAAACAUUUUUUGAUAAAGUGAAUAUAUUCGGAAAUAAUCGUUCUGAAAGAAAAAUAAAAUUGUGUCCCCCCCCUCUAACUUUUGAACCGUAGGUCCAAAAAAUAUGAAAAAAAUCGUGGAAGUAGAGCUUAAGAGAGACAUUAAAUGAAAACUAUAGCGGACAUGAUCAGUUUAGCUGUUUUUGAGUUAUCGCAAAAAGUUUUCCCUUCACAGUAAAAGGACUUACUUUAAUUAGGUACUGAUUAUGCAAAUUUGCCUAUUUGUUUAACUCGGGUGAAAGGUACCGUUUCAUCCCUUGGUUAACAAUUUACUAUACUUUAAGCUCCAGUUUAGUUUAUUGUGACGGAAGAGUAACUACGGAACCCUACACUGAGCGUGGCCCGACAUGCUCUUGGCCGGUUUUUAUUUAUUAAUGGUAUCAAUCGUUCAGGUUCGUUUUUAGCAUCAAAUGUCUAUAUGGGACCCAGUGCAUUAAAGCAAUACAAAAGUCAGAAAUGAUAGUCAAAAUCCGACAGUCGUACUUCACUCGCGAAACGCUCCCAACAAAACGAUAAGCAAACGUGACGUCACGGUCUCCGAGAGCCCAUCUUGAAGUAUGAUAAACAUUAAAAUUGCGAUUUUGUCGGUGAAAUAUUGCGUUUAUGUAUGUAUUUGCUAUACAAUAUUUUUUUUGGAUAAAAUGUAAGGAUUCGAAUGGUACCCUUACUUUAUUCCUUUUCGGAAAUAAAAAAACCUUUAAUUUUGGAACUUUCAGGUCCUAUAUUUUUUUAUCAUUUCCAUGUAUUAUUUUAAUAACCACAUUAUUGCGAUAAAUUGCUCAUUUGCUAUCUAUUUUACUGGAUUUUGUUAUAAAAUUCGACAUGUGUCAUCCCUAUUGUCAGAAACAACCGAAUAAAGUGACACAAUGAUAGUUUCGUAACCCUUCAAAAAAGCGUACUCCCAUCUUAAAGGCCGGACACGAACUUACAACCCAUCUGGUGUUGCGGGUGUCCAUGGGCGGCGGUUAUCGCUUAUCAUCAGGUGAUCCGUCUGCUCGUUUAACUCCUAUAUUACUAUAUUUGCUACUUUUCAUUAUCUAAAUUAUUUUAUAGUACCUUAUUUAGACGCCGAAAAACAAAGGGUUGCAGGUUAAAUAUAGAUGGCCGAGCGUAGCGAGGCUGGAUAGGGAUAC
Molecule: messenger RNA, 4120 nt
Organism: Cydia pomonella (codling moth)
Lineage: Eukaryota; Metazoa; Arthropoda; Insecta; Lepidoptera; Tortricidae
Product: zinc finger protein 419-like
Exons: 12
Coding region: 386-2620 (744 amino acids)
Biological process (GO): regulation of transcription by RNA polymerase II
Cellular component (GO): nucleus
Molecular function (GO): DNA-binding transcription factor activity, RNA polymerase II-specific; RNA polymerase II transcription regulatory region sequence-specific DNA binding
Source: RefSeq, a predicted model, not a curated record